This is a messenger RNA of Setaria italica (foxtail millet), 2097 nucleotides long. RefSeq names its product leucine-rich repeat receptor-like serine/threonine/tyrosine-protein kinase SOBIR1. The transcript has a single exon. Bases 298 to 1746 code for a protein of 482 amino acids. Gene Ontology annotation, molecular function: protein kinase activity; ATP binding. Gene Ontology annotation, biological process: protein phosphorylation. The record is from RefSeq and is a predicted model, not a curated record. Lineage: Eukaryota; Viridiplantae; Streptophyta; Magnoliopsida; Poales; Poaceae.
GUAACAAAUAACUAGUACUAGUCUACUAGAUCUAUCACUUAAACCGUCAAAUAAUCCUACUAGUCUACAAAGCUUGGGCACGCCGUUUCUUGACUUACCAAGCAUCCAGGUCUCUCGCCGGUCGGAACCGACCCUGGGGGCGAGGCGAGUCGACGCAUGUCUCUCUCACGCAGAGCCCAGAGGGGUCAAGAAAACGCAUCAGAGCCGUUGAUCCGUUCAACACCAUUGCACAGCCUCCUGCCCUUAUUAAAUGGCUCUGCUUCCACCCACCCUUAGAAGCCUCCCUCCGUUCGAGCCAUGGCUCCAGCGGCGAGCACGCCGGUCAAGUCCGUCCUCGUCCUCGUUUCCCUCGCCACGCUGCUCCUCGUCCUCGUCUCCGCCGUGGAGGGAUACAACGGCCGCCAUGCCGCCGCGCACUCGGCCGUGGCGCGGCGCUCCCGCCUGGGGAUAACCCGGCACGUGCACCACCGCCGGACCGCGACGCCCCACAGGUACGUCCUCGCGGAGAAGAGCAACAGGACCGAUGGCGGCGCCAAGAACCGCAGCGCGCCGGCGACGUCCAACGCCACGUCGCAGACGCCGGCGCCGCCGGCCGCGCCGAGCAAGCACCACCGCAGCCACAAGCACCGUGUCCGCAACUGGAUCAUCGGCUUCGUCGUUGGCUCCCUCGCCGGCGUCAUCUCCGGCCUGGUGCUGUCCGUGCUGUUCCGUCUCACGCUCAACUGCAUCCGCGGGCGGUACCGGUCGCGGUCCGGCGUAACGAUCUUCACCCCGAAGCUGAUCCGGCGCGCCGAGCACCUGGCGUUCCUGGAGAAGGAGGACGGGCUGGCGUCGCUGGCGGUGAUCGGCCGCGGCGGCUGCGGAGAGGUCUACAAGGCGCAGCUCCCCGUGGAGCGCGAGGGGGUGGAGCCCCGGUUCAUCGCCAUCAAGAAGAUCAAGAAGCAGAACAGCGACACCCCCAACAACCUGAGCGACGAGGAGAGCCGGCAGCUGGACAAGUGGUCCCGGCAGAUCCAGUCGGAGAUCCGCACCGUCGGCCACAUCCGACACCGCAACCUGCUCCCGCUGGCGGCGCACGUCCCCCGCCCCGAUUGCCACUACCUCGUCUACGAGUACAUGAAGAACGGCAGCCUGCACCACGCGCUCAAGGCCGACGCCGCCGGAGACGGCAGCAGCAGCGGCGCCGUUGGGCUCUCGUGGCCGGCGCGGCUCCGCGUGGCGGUGGGCGUUGCCGAGGGUCUCGAGUACCUCCACGUCUCGCACCGGCCGCAGAUCAUCCACCGGGACCUGAAGCCGGCGAACAUCCUCCUCGACGACGACCUGGAGCCCCGGAUCGCGGACUUCGGGCUCGCCAAGGCGAUGCCCGAACAGCACACGCACGUGACGGCGUCGAACCUCGCCGGGACGUGGGGUUACAUCGCGCCGGAGUACCACCAGACGCUCAAGUUCACGGCCAAGUGCGACGUGUACAGCUUCGGGGUGAUCCUGGCUGUGCUGGCGACGGGGAAGGAGCCGUCGGACGACUACUUCAAGGAGGUGGACGAGGUGGGGAUCGUCAGGUGGCUCCGCCGCGUGGUGCAGUCGGGGAACCACGCCGAGGCCAUCGACGCGGCCAUCGCCGGCGCUGGGUACGACGAGCAGAUCGUGCUCGUGCUACGCAUCGCCGUCUUCUGCACCCAAGACGACCCCAAGGAGCGGCCAAGCGCCAAGGACGUUCGGUGCAUGCUGUCGCAGAUCAACAACUAGUCGUCGAAUUGCUUGAGAAACUACGCAAUAAUUCAGUGUGCUUGUGGAAAAUAUGGCCAUAUUGUGGAAUCUUGCUAGUGCUGGGUCAAGUCGUCGCGUCAACUGUCACAGGUGGGGCCGGCAGACUAGGACUGGGCAUUUAAAGCAUGUUGGAUCAGGACAGAAAAAAUACGAAAGAGAAGUCAGCGCACGCGCUGGACUAGGACCGGCCGGGCGGGUGUAUAUCGCGUUUCUUUCUGUUUUUCAUUACUUGAAAGCUCGCGGGACUAGAGCUUCGGGUGCCGUUUGAAGAUAGGAAUCUGUGUUUAAAUACUAAUUAGAAGUAUUAAAUAUAGAUUAAUUACAAACUAA